This is a messenger RNA of Anguilla anguilla (European eel), 2208 nucleotides long. Its product is annotated as ras association domain-containing protein 2-like. Gene Ontology annotation, cellular component: cytoplasm; nucleus. NCBI's taxonomy places the organism in Eukaryota, Metazoa, Chordata, Actinopteri, Anguilliformes, Anguillidae. The record is from RefSeq and is a predicted model, not a curated record. The transcript is spliced from 10 exons. Gene Ontology annotation, biological process: positive regulation of protein kinase activity; regulation of non-canonical NF-kappaB signal transduction; signal transduction. Bases 660 to 1619 code for a protein of 319 amino acids.
GCUGUUGUACCCUUGAGUAAGGUCCUUAAUCUGCAUUGCUUCAGUGAACAUCUGUAUAUGCAUAUCAACACCUUAUAAAGAUACAAGCUGUGAAUCAUCUCCCUGAAAUAACUGGAUGCGGUGUCCUGAUAAGGGAAAGAACAGAGUGAUGUGGGGCCAGUGUGUUUGUGAGAGAGAGAGGUUUGUAAAUGCGCGGAAUGGCUAGCUGGCUCUUUCAGGGUAAGCAGAGCAGAGGCUAUUGUUCCAGACCAGGCUCGGCACAGUGGUUUGAUGCGCUCCAGACUGUGGCCAGUAUUGAGUCAAGAUGGGAUAAAUGGCUCAUUCCCUGCUCUAAACUUUCUGUUUUUUUAUUGUGUGUGCAGAGUUAUAGAAGUGUGUGUGUGUGUGUGCGUGUACAUGCAUGCAUGUGUGUUAGUUUGUUUUUGCAUUACUUACUGUGUUACUAACAGGCUUUCUGAGUUGGUGCAGUCAUUUGGUGCACUCAUAACUGUGGUCAUGUGAGGUGUCUGCUCUGUGUGUGUGUGAGUGUUUGUGAGAGUGUUUGUGCGGUGUGUGGAUCAAUGUGUGUUUGUCCUGUUGGGUUUGUCUAUCCCAGGAGUCACGGGGCAUCAUAAGACCCCAUUUCUGCGCCCCACCCAUGCUGCUUCCGCUGAGCGAGGAUGGCUGACGGACAGGACUCCGUUCAGAUCGGGGAGAACAGAUUUGUCAGCAAGAGCGUUCUGCUGUCACACCUGAAAACCUACAACCUGUACUAUGAGGGACAGACGCUCCAGCUCCGACACAGGGAGGAGGAGGACGAGCUGAUCGUGGAGGGGCUGCUCAACAUCUCCUGGGGCCUGCGACGGCCAAUCAGGCUUCAGAUGCAGGACGACAAGGAGCGAAUCAGACCGCCUCCCGCCUCCACAUCCUGGCACUCGGGCUGCAAUCUGGAGGCUCAGAGUAAAGAGGGUUCCCAGCAAGCCCCGCCUUCCGUCGAGGUGACAGAGCCAGAGGGCCAAUCGAACAACAGCGCUGUGAAGAAGGAAGCAGAGACAGGAGAGGAAGAAUCCCCACAGCUCCUGAGGACUAAAAGUGAUGCAGGGGUGUGGAGGCGGGGCCCCCGGCGAUCGCCUAGCGACCAGCGGCGAAUCAGACGCCAUCGAUUCUCCAUCAACGGCCACUACUACAACCACAAGACAGCAGUGUUCACCCCUGCGUACGGCACUCUGACGAACGUCCGCAUCAACAGCUGUAUGACCACCCCUCAGGUCCUGCGCGUGCUGCUCAGCAAAUUUAAGAUCGAGAACAGCCCCGACGACUUCGCCUUGUACCUCGUGCACACCAGUGGCGAGCGAGCGAAGCUGAAACGCAGCGAUCAUCCCCUGGCGAUUCGUGUGCUCCAGGGCCCGUGCGAGCAGGUCUGCAAGGUCUUCCUCAUGGAGGAGGACUUGGGAGAGGAGGUCACCUACGACGUGGCGCAGUACAUCAAGUUUGAGAUGCCGGUGUUGCGGAGUUUCAUCACCAAACUGAAGGAGGAGGAGGACAGGGAGGUACAGAAGCUCAGAAAACGGUACAAAUUAUUUCGCUGUAUCAUUGAGAAGCAGUUGCAAUCUCUGACCGAGCGGUCCACCUAUGUGUGACCCCGCCACACUGCAGGAACCCCAAGAAAACUCUGCCUUAAUUGGGUUUCUCACCCUCCUUCCAUCCUUCCACCUGGUUCCUCUUACCUUCUAUCCCUUCUCCAUACAGUCUCUCCUUCUCCUUUUUUUCGCUCUGUUUUAGACUCACCCGGUACAGGUGAGGAGCAGUGGCAGUACUGGUGCAGAGCAAUAACGCCCGUUAUGACACCAAUGUCAGAAAAGAAAGACGUUUCCUAUAGCACUUUUUUCCCAUGGGACUUUGCAAAUAUAUAUACGGUGACUAACCCAGCCAAUCAGACUGUCCUCCUGCAGGAGGGCAAAAGCACAUUCCCCUGAGCUGAUUCUGCCUAGCUCAAACUGCCUCUCUGUCAGGUCAGGGCAGGAUUAGGUCCACUCGCGUUACCACUGAGCUGCUUCUACGUAUCUCCGCUACGGAACAGGCUCUCUCAAUGUUUACACUUUGGAAGAGGCUUUUCAGAGGUGUUAAGCUGUAAAGCAGGCUCACUUAACUGUCGCACUGCUGGAACAGGCUUUUCUGAGCACCUACACUGAGGACAGGCCUGCUGAUCUCAGCCGCGGCUUGGCUCGC